GUAACGCCUAUGAAGAAGCGUCACUUAGUUUUGAGUGUUUCCGGUUGCGGCGGCCAUCACGAUCCUGUCUUUUAGGAGGCUUGAUCCUUGACGAGAAAGUAGGAACUAUUUUGAAAGAUGGCUGGGCGACGUGCUGCGGUUAAGGCUAUUGACUGGCUGGCCUUCGCUGAGAGGGUUCCACCUAACCAGAGAACCAUGUUCAACAACCUGAAGACUCGCAGUGAUGCCAUCGCUGCUAAACUCGCCUCGCUGCCAGAGAAGCCGACCCCCAUUGACUGGACCUAUUACAGAAAGACGAUAGCUAAAGCAGGCAUGGUGGAUGAGUUUGAAAAGAAGUUUGCUGCUUUGACAGUUCCUGAGCCUGUGGACACCCAGACAGCUAAGAUAAACACACAGGAGCAGGAGGCUAACAAAAGUGCUGCAGCCUAUAUUGAAGCAUCCAAGGCUCGUAUUUCCCAGUAUGAAAAAGAGCUUGAGAAGUUCAGGAACAUGAUUCCCUUUGACCAGAUGACCAUUGAAGACCUCAAUGAAGCUUUCCCUGAGACCAAGCUGGACAAGGAGAAACAUCCAUACUGGCCACACAAGCCUAUUGCUGAAUUGUAAUUGUAAAGAUCAAUUGUUUAUAAGUUAAUAAAACAUUAAAUUCUGAAUUCAA
This is a messenger RNA of Tachysurus vachellii, 655 nucleotides long. RefSeq names its product ATP synthase peripheral stalk subunit d (gene atp5pd). The transcript is spliced from 6 exons. The record is from RefSeq and is a predicted model, not a curated record. Bases 118 to 603 code for a protein of 161 amino acids. Gene Ontology annotation, molecular function: proton transmembrane transporter activity. Gene Ontology annotation, biological process: proton motive force-driven ATP synthesis. Lineage: Eukaryota; Metazoa; Chordata; Actinopteri; Siluriformes; Bagridae.